AUGGACGAUUCGAACGAGCAUAAAGAAAAUGCCUCACCGUCGUCUCUGAAGGCGAAAAUCAAAUCUUCUCUGUGUUUGUCCUGCUGCCUUCGUAGGCACCGGAACGGCCACCACCACCUUCAACGCCACCAACACCAACGGCGGAUGUCGUUUUCCUCUGAUGGAGAUGUGCCUAGUCCGCUCACGAGGUGUUCCUCUGCCAAGGAUAAAUCCAGAUCUCGCGAGAGUCCUGAGUCUAAGGCCGAUUGGCGUCCGCAUUUCAUUUCGCGACUUGGCCGCCAUUCUCGUCGUCACUCUUCUGCUUCCGUCGAUUUUCACUACGAUGCGCUUAGUUAUGCGCUUAAUUUUGAUGAAGGAUACGAUGAAGGACAUGUUGAUGAUGCGUUUCCGCUCAGAAAUUUCUCCUCUAGGUUACCGGCUUCUCCGCCGAAAUCAGCGCCGUCUUCCUCGGAAACGUCGAGGGAGAUGACCACGGCGUAUAGCUAA
Cucurbita pepo subsp. pepo (vegetable marrow) is the source of this 486-nucleotide messenger RNA. RefSeq lists its product as uncharacterized. The record is from RefSeq and is a predicted model, not a curated record. Lineage: Eukaryota; Viridiplantae; Streptophyta; Magnoliopsida; Cucurbitales; Cucurbitaceae.